This is a messenger RNA of Ictalurus punctatus (channel catfish), 1804 nucleotides long. RefSeq lists its product as uncharacterized. The record is from RefSeq and is a predicted model, not a curated record. The transcript is spliced from 10 exons. The coding region runs from base 67 to 1737 and encodes 556 amino acids. NCBI's taxonomy places the organism in Eukaryota, Metazoa, Chordata, Actinopteri, Siluriformes, Ictaluridae. Gene Ontology annotation, cellular component: axon; plasma membrane; type III intermediate filament.
CCUGCCUUUGUGCAUUCUCCAUUUUCUUCAUAUCGUGCUUGUUCCAGUGAUCCACAACUGUCUAUAAUGGCUUUGUCUUACUCGCUGUCCUCUUCCAGGCUGUCUGGUCUCUCAGCAUCUGGAGGUGGGGGAGCCAGAUUAGGGUUUGGUGGGUCCGGAGCAGGCCUGGGGCUUAGUCUGGGUCUGGGCAGUGGUGGUGCUGCUGGGGCUGGGUCUGGAGCUGGGUCUGGGGCUGGGGCUGGGUUUGGUCUGGGCUCUGGACUUGGUCUGGGCUCUGGACUUGGUCUGGGCUCUGGACUUAGUUUGGGCUCUGGAGUUGGUCUCGGCUACGGACUUGGUCUGGGCUAUGGACUUGGUUUGGGCUCUGGACUUGGUAUGGGCUAUGGACAGGGUGCAGGUGGUGCAGGGUUGGCACUGGGCGGAGGCGGAGGAGCUGGAGCACUAGUUGCAAGCCCUGCAUUUGCCAUGGGUCGCACAUUUGCAGCGGGUGGGAUGACUGCCGGUGCUGCUCUGGCUGGUGGUCCUGCUCUGGGCCCAACUCUGGCUCCUGUCCUAUCCCGUGCAGCUGAGAAAACCACGCUGUCCACCCUGAAUGACCGCUUCUCUGUGUACAUGGCCAAAGUGCGCGCACUGCAGCAGGAGAACGCUGCACUGGAGGCUAAGCUGUCCCAACUGACCGGUGGCACUGACAUGUCCCCAGAAUCGUCAAGCACUACUACGGUUGAAUACGAGACCCAGUUGAACGAGUAUCGCGCCACUCUGCAGAACCUCACGCUUGACACCAUUAAACUGGAGAUAGAACUUGACAAUGUGCGUGGCACGGCCCAUGAGCUCAAGGCCAAACUUGACUUUGAACAAGGGGUCAGGUUCCAGCUUGAGUCAGACAUUGGUGCCAUGAAAAAGGACAUUGAAGCAGCAUCUGACCUAAGAAUUGAUUUGGAUGCAAAGUUAUCCAGCCUUAAGAAUGAACUGAACUUUGUCACCAAAACGCAGGAAGAGGAGCUUUCUUCUCUGCAGUCCAAACUGGGUACAACGACCAUGGACACCUCUGUCUCCAUGAUUGAAGUGGACACUGGCAAGUCGUUUGACAUCUCCACAGCACUCAACAAGAUGCGAAUGGAGUACGAGAAAUCCGUCCAGCAGCACAGAGAGGAAGCCGAAGCCUACUACAAACUCAAGAUGGAUGAAAUACAGACUGCUAAUGCUAAGAGCACAGAGGCGGUGUCAUCCACCAAAGCCGAGAUCACAGCAUCCAGGAAGGAGCUACAGGUGCUCGGGUUAGAGUUACAGGGCCUGCUCUCACAAAACAUGUCCCUGGAGCAGAGCUUGGCAGAAGCUAAUGCUCAGUCCAGCGUGGGCGUGGCUGAGUACCAGGCCCAGAUCGCCAGCCUCACGUCUGCCAUCGAGGCCGCUAAACACGACCUUCACAAACAGAUUCUGGCCUACCAAGAGCUGCUAGACGUCAAACUGGCUCUCGAUGUGGAAAUCGCCACCUACAGAAAACUCCUGGAGGGAGACGACUUCAAACUGCCAGAAUUUACAGAGACGUCCUACACUUUCUCAGGGAGUGCCCCGCCCAAAACCAGCACGCCCCAGGACUCACCCCACGUCUCCGUGGAAAUACACUCUAGAUACAUCCACAAAGCUGGCGGAGGUGGAAUUCAGAUCAAAGAGGUAAUCACAGAGCACACGGAGACUUCAGCCAUCAGUGAUGCAGGCACUCCAGAGUCCUAUUGAAUGCCAAGGGAUUGUUUGCAACAAACACCCCUCAAUGUUAUUCCAAUAAAGCAGCAGUCCAAAUAUA